ACUGUGCAACAUUCAAAUUAUAUUUAGUAAAAAGUUGUUAUAUUAUGUGUAUAGCAUUGGAUAACCUGGUGAAGCGGCCAGCAAAUCCAAGAACGUUGCUCAGGCAAGAGCUGCAGAUGAUAUGAGUGAUUCCAACGAUUGUACAACUGUGAGUGGAAGACUCCGUGCAGCCAACAGCAAGAGUGCCUCAUCCAGCAAGAGUAAUUAUAGUAGCAGUUCAGGAGCUAUGGUCAAGCUGCCUGCUAAAGUAGAAGUUAGGAACACUACUGAUGCUGACCAGAAACAGCGAGUUGGCUCGGCGAGCAGAGCAAAAGCACCGCUUGAGGCGACUAGCUCAUCUGAUGGAUGGCGAGAUGGCAUGUCUGAAGAAGAAGACAAGCAGGAGAGAAACAGGGUGGUUGUUCAGCCUGCUGCAAGUCUUGAUGAGCUUGAAGACAAGGAUGGUGCCAUUGCUGAACUGAGACGCCGUGCCCACGAAGUUACCGUCACACUCAUCAAACAAGACGAUCAGCUGAUGAAGCAUCAGGUUCUCCAGUCUAGAGGCUGCUCUACCUUAACCAAGUCACAGGAGAUGCAGCAACAGUUUCAGCAACUACAACAGCAGCAGCAGCCACAUCAGCAGCGAUUCAACAGCGGGUCAUCACACCCUUUACACGCAGCUGCAGCACCACCCGCUUUCUCUGCAUUUGCAGCUUUUUCCCGCUCUGAUGUCGCGAGUUUGACUGUGACAGGAACGUUUGCUGCCGACAUGCGGAGCACCUUACACGGUGGUAAUAGGGGUGGAUAG
Molecule: messenger RNA, 787 nt
Organism: Hyalella azteca
Lineage: Eukaryota; Metazoa; Arthropoda; Malacostraca; Amphipoda; Hyalellidae
Exons: 4
Coding region: 122-787 (221 amino acids)
Source: RefSeq, a predicted model, not a curated record